This is a messenger RNA of Knipowitschia caucasica, 306 nucleotides long. NCBI's taxonomy places the organism in Eukaryota, Metazoa, Chordata, Actinopteri, Gobiiformes, Gobiidae. The record is from the annotation of a GenBank genome assembly.
AUGUUGUAUCUCCGUCUGCACAGUCUCAAGGCGUUCCCUGAGAGUGUUUUCCUGUUCCUGUCGGUGGACUAUUGCGGGGAGGCCCUAUGCUACGUCUGUCUGAGUCCCAAUCUCUACGAACCUAAUCUCUGUCUGAGUCCCUACCUCUGUCUGAGUCCCUACCUGUGUCUGAGUUCCUAUCUCUACGAACUCUACAUCGGUCUGAGUCCCCAGCUCUGCCACUUCAGUCUCAGUACCCUCGACUGUCUCUGCCCCUUCUGCUUUGAUGGCCUCACGAAGCUGCUUUAUCUUUACGUUCAGCUGUGA